This is a messenger RNA of Guillardia theta CCMP2712, 399 nucleotides long. RefSeq lists its product as hypothetical. Gene Ontology annotation, cellular component: nucleus. The annotation marks the transcript as partial. The transcript has 7 exons. Lineage: Eukaryota; Cryptophyceae; Pyrenomonadales; Geminigeraceae. The record is from RefSeq and is a predicted model, not a curated record. Gene Ontology annotation, molecular function: DNA-(apurinic or apyrimidinic site) endonuclease activity; DNA binding; oxidized pyrimidine nucleobase lesion DNA N-glycosylase activity. Gene Ontology annotation, biological process: base-excision repair; base-excision repair, AP site formation; nucleotide-excision repair.
GAAUUCCACGCACUCGUUGCCUUGAUGCUGAGCAGUCAGACGAAAGACCAAGUUGUUGCCGAAGCCAUGAUCACGAUGAAGAAGAGGGGAUUGACGGUUGACUCUGUCUUAGAAAUGUCGGACAAAGAGCUGGACUCCAUGAUCUCUAAAGUUGGUUUCCACAACAACAAGACGAAGUUCAUCAAGCAAGCUGCCAUGAUCUUGAAAGAGAAACACGGAGGGAGGGUUCCUCGCACACUUGAAGAGCUUUGUGAGCUUCCAGGUGUUGGACCGAAGAUGGCGCUAAUCACGCUCAAGGCUGCGUUCGGAAUCAUUUCCGGGAUCGGUGUCGAUACGCACAUGCACAGAAUGUUCAACGAGCUGAAGUGGGUGAAUUCUUCAACGCCGGAGAAAGUAAGG